AUGAUGGAGCCGCUAGGGAAUGACUUGACCAAAAUGAGACAACCACAAUCACCGAUACAACCAGCACUAGCGAAGUUGGCAGCAACGUCAGCCCCGCCCACGCGAGCACGAAUAAGACAGCAGAAGCUCAGGUACACAUUCGUCGGAUACAUCAUCGUCUUGAUUUUUCUCGCGAUAACUCAAUUCAUCGGACUAGGCUUCUUCGCCUCGGGGUUCUUACUCUCGCGCAAAGUGCUCCCCGAUAUCGCCACAUGCGACGAUGGCUCGUGCGUCGAGCCGAGGUUCGAGCGAGCUGUCGUGCUAGUGGUGGAUGCGCUACGGUUCGAUUUCGCGAUCCCGGUGCCCGGGUCCGAGAUGAACUACCACAACAAUUUCCCUGUGCUUUACGACUUGGCCCAGGGUGAUAAUGGAGUGCUACUUAAAUUUGUAGCUGAUCCGCCAACGACAACGCUACAGAGGCUCAAGGGGCUAACUACGGGGUCACUACCUACUAUUAUCGACGCAGGCUCGAAUUUCAACGGCGAUGCCAUCGAUGAGGACAAUUGGCUCUUGCAGCUUCAUCGCAAAAACAAGACUAUUGCAUUUGCCGGCGACGACACAUGGACUGCGUUGUUUGAUGAGUAUAUCCACCCGGAUAUGAAUUUUCCUUAUCCGUCGCUAAACGUGUGGGAUUUGCACACGGUCGACAACGGUGUUAUCGAGCAUUUGUACCCGCUGAUAAAGACUCGCGAUUGGGACAUCUUGAUUGGACAUUUCUUGGGGGUGGACCAUGUGGGCCACCGGUAUGGGCCCAAACACUAUUCGAUGAAGGAAAAGUUGAACCAGAUGAAUAGUGUGGUCGAGAAAGUCGUUGAGGAGUUGGAUGAUUCGACUUUGCUUGUGAUUUUGGGAGACCACGGAAUGGACUAUACGGGCAACCAUGGCGGUGACUCGCCCGAUGAAUUGGAGAGCACGUUGUUUAUGUACUCCAAAAGCAAGCUGUUUUUGAAAAAAGAUGAUGAUGCAUAUAAUAUCAGCAACGAGGGCAAGCACUACCGCGCCGUCAACCAGAUCGAUUUGGUGCCCACCAUGUCGUUGCUUCUCGGACUUCCCAUCCCAUUCAAUAAUCUCGGAUUCCCCAUUGACGAAGCGUUUGCCUCGAUGGACUCACUUUUGUCUGCGGGGAACCGCACAAUUGAACAAAUUAAAAGAUUUCGCGACUUGACGCCCAGUUUGGCCAAUACCCUCCAAGGUCUGUACGAUACUUUGGUCGAGAACACUUUACUGGGACUCUACUCCAACGCCGAUUUACUUGAAGAACUCAAGAAAUUCCAAUACGAUUCCUUGGAGCAAUGCAAGACGCUUUGGGCGAGGUUCGAUUUGAGAUUCAUUGGCAUUGGUAUUGGAAUCUUGUUUCUCUCCUUGACGUUUAUGAUCACUUAUGCCAGAUCGAUCCCCGCGGUGAGAGUGCUGACAAUGUCGUUUGAGUUUAUCGGCUCGGUCGUGGCAAUGUCCAUAAUUGGAGUUGUGCUCAGUUUCUCCAUUUACAUUGUGUUGAAACCGGGUGACUUUAAUUUCAAGAUUUGCUUGUUUAUCGGCGCCGCUUUGGGGAUGAUGAUUGGAUUUUGGGCUCCGAUAAUGGACAGAUUCAGCGUGGCCUACAUUUGGCACCUGACGAUUGAUUUUUUCCUUUACAACUUCAACAGCUGGUCCUUCCUUGGCAUUGUGUUUGUUGCGUUCCACUGUCUCGUGUUUGCCUCGAAUUCAUACGUGGUCUGGGAAGACAAGAUGGUGCUGUUGUUUUUGCUUUCCUUUGGUGCCAGUUGCGUUUACGCUAUUGCAAUCAAGCCCAACAUCCCACAAAAAGAACGGGUAUUGGGGAUUAGCCAUGCAUUGACUUUUGUCAUCUUGACUCGACUUUCAUCGAUGAUCAAUGCAUGCCGUGAAGAGCAAAGGCCCUAUUGCAGCACUACGUUCACGACCCUGUGGUGGUCCAUUGCGUUACUUCACACCAUGGCCUACCUCCUUCCCUCGGCAAUCAUUGCAUUUUACAAAUUAUCAGACUCGUAUUACUCGGCUGCACCGUUGUGGAUUGGCACGGGGUUGAAGUUUCUCUUGUUUAUGAAUGCCAUGUACUGGUCGUUGGAGUACAUCCUGCAUAACGAAACGUUUAAAGCCGCCAAUUCAGUCAUUGGCGCCCCCUUGAUCAAGUCGUUGAAGCUCGCCAUUGCAAGAUUGGUCUUGUUUGUUUCGCUAGUGCUCGCCAAUUUUAGUUGGUCGCGCGGGCCGCUAUGCGUCAAGUUGGAGAUUGAGGAAGAUAUAGACGUGGAAGGACUUGACUCUGACGAUUACAAGAAUAGCAAAGCUGCCACCAUUUUGGGGUACGGCAACGUUUACGGAUCCUCGUAUUUCUUGCUCGUGUUGAAUUUCACCGUUGCGGUCAUGUUGACUACAAAGCCACUUGGAGCACUUUCCAUCAGCUUUCUCAUUAUCCAGAUUUUGUCCCUCUUGGAAAUCGUGGGCACUUUGUCAUUAAGGAAAAACUUGAUCUCACCCAUCAUCUUUGGAUUAUUAGGCUACCAACAUUUCUUCAGCACGGGGCAUCAAGCAACAAUCCCAUCGAUCCAAUGGGAGUUGGGAUUCAUGACCACGGAAACUAUCGUGUUUCCCUUGACCCACAUCAACAUUAUUUUGAACACGUUUGGACCCUUUUUCAUUACUGCAUUAUCAAUUCCUUUGUUGAACAUAUGGAGAAUCUCUCCUUCGUCAAAGCCAAUCACCGUGUUAUCGCAAAUAAUCACCAACUUGGCCACUUUUAUAACUUAUUUCUUAUUUACCGGGUUGAGCAGCUUGAUAUUUGCUGCUCAUUUCAGACGACAUUUGAUGGUUUGGAAAAUCUUUGCCCCGAGGUUCAUGUUGAGCGCCAUGCUUAUUGUUGCAAUCAACACUUUUAUUAUUAUCGUGACGCUAUGGGGAACUAGAAAGACACUAGGACAAGUUAAUAGAAUAUUUGGCAAAUAG
Molecule: messenger RNA, 3000 nt
Organism: Lodderomyces beijingensis
Lineage: Eukaryota; Fungi; Ascomycota; Pichiomycetes; Serinales; Debaryomycetaceae
Source: the annotation of a GenBank genome assembly